AUGGCGUCCGCACUCCCUCAGCGGCCCAUUUCCCUCGCACAAUCGCUUCAUGAGGACACACUCGACGGAGCGAUCACAUUCGAAGAAGCCAUCUCGAAUACCGAAGGCUUGAAAGUGAUUUUCCUUGAAAAGCCAAUGAUAGUACACAAGCCCGUGGGUUCAGUCAAAAUAGGAGACUUGCCAGCCAGAGAUGAAAUCGUCGACGCCUUGAAGAAGAAGAUUCAGUUUUUAGAUGUCAUCUUGAACCACAAAGGCGACUUUGACUUGAAACACAUCGAGACGUUGUUUUUGCAGCAGAGAUAUCAAGAUCUACCAGAGCCUCUCAAGAUGAAGGGCAACAACCUCACCCCGUACACUAUGCAGGUUUUCAUGUUACAGUCCGAGGACAAGACGUGGAACAUUGUGAAGCACGUUCGUUUCGCGGAGGGCACCAAAAUCCUUGCGAGCACCAUCAUAAGCAUGUGCACUGGCAGGCCUGUGGAAAUCGACUACCGGAAAAACUUCCGAGACGGCACCAGAGCUUUGCAGUAUAUGCUGGAAGGCUUAGGUGGUUUCCAAGUUCGUUAUCAAAAGCUCGUCCCCCUCAAUGCAAGCAACAAGGUACCCAAGGAGACCGAGGACAUCCGAGAACAUUCGCAAAGGCUUCCAGAGCAGGUCAAUAAUCCGGAUAGCAUUCUUUACAAAUGGGAUCGCGGCACCAUCAAAGAAUUCCUUCGCUGCCAGGCAGACAAGGGUCGUACUGACGAACUCCCUUGCUUUCAGACAGCCAGCUCCUUGGACUAUUUCCGUAAGGAGCGUGGUCGUCGCAGCAAGCCUCGUGUCUUUGAUGAUGGCAACUUCUACCUGGAAACACCAGCGGCUGUCAAGGCUAUCACAGAGGUUUCGGGUAUUGAUCGCAAGACUAUGGCGCGCUACAAUGCGUCCUCCUACGCCAAAAAUCAGCUUUGCCAAGCUUGCUCCAAUCCCUACGAUCGGACAGGAGAGUCAAAAAUGCGACCUGGAAAUGCCUCAGACACAGUCUCCUUCGAUGAUUUCUACAAGCUCGUGCGUCCCUCGUUUCAUCGUGAUUUUGAUGAGGAGGAUUUGCUUGCCGUCUUCAAGCGUUCCUGUAUCGUUGUGUUUACCGAGAUCGGCAUCUACAUCCGCACCCCCGGGACAUCACGCGAUCCAGUUCCACGACACGCUUGGCCAGAGCGAGAUUGCGGUAUGGUAUCACCUUGUGCCAGACCCCUUUUUCAGACCUACAAGCACGGAGGCUCCGCAGGCAAUGUUCCUGAACAUGCUCAGAAGGUACAAUGGUCACUCAACUUCUUGCAAGCCGCACUUGACGGAGAAGCUCUGCCACGGUGUUCUACUAUCUUUGGCAAAAAUUUCGACGGCGAAAAGUAUGUCAUUGAAAAGCGAGAGAACAUCAAAGAGGAUGACGGAAACCAGGAGAAAAAAGAGGAUAUUGAGGAGGCUACAUCUUCUGCACGUUACGAUCAAGCAAGAGCCGCUGGAGGUCAAAGCGAAGUUUACGGCUUUCAAGAUAUCUUUGAAUGGUCGCACUAUGCACAUCUCGCUUUCGGAUCCCACCCCGCCAUCUUCGCCCAAGUCACCGCCAAAGGCAGCCACGGCAUCUACGAGCCUGCCUCCGAGCCCAAGGUCCUAGACUUGCUUGCUGGUUCUGCUCCCAUGGGGAAGAAGCCCAAUAACAACAUUGUCGCUAAAAAAGGCAAGCUGCGCAAGGUCCAGAAGCGACCGGCGGCUACAAAGUCAUCUUCGUGGAAGUCCGUCAAGUACGUGCGCGGCAACGUCACUGUGGGAUCUCGGGGUCAACGCAAAGAUCAAGUCAAAUGGAAACGCACCUUGCCUCAGCUUCUGAAGGCCAACGACCAUGACAUCAUCAAAAUGCUGCUGGCGGACAAGCUUCUGAUGGAUCUUUCCGGAAAGUUGUGCCCCAGAUGUUCAAGUGGAACCUUGUCCAAGCUCCAUACAGGUGGCCCUCAUCACUUGAAGCAUCGUUGCAACAACUACAAGUGCACAGCCGCCAUCACACCCUAUCAUCUUCACCCGCUCUUCUCGGAAUGCAUGGGCCCGCAGAAACAGAGUCUGCAGAUGCAGUCCGCCAUGCUCCUCCUAAAGCUUCACAAGGUGCCACAGUCUACAAUCCAUCUUGUGUUGGACAUCAACCACAAAGCCAUCGAAGACAUGGAAGCUGGUGCUUGCUUAGAGAAGAAGCUUUGUAGAUUGCGCAAAGACUUCGUCGAUAAGGAGGAGAAAAAGAUUGUUUUCGGGAACAAACGCACUUGGGUUGAUGUUGUUGAAGCCGACGAGGCUACUUUUGACAAGCGCGACAUUUCAAAGGACCCUGAUCUCAAGCACCUGAUCUCCAAGCCGAACAACACCAUUCUAUGGGAGCAAUGGGCUGGAAUCGUACAGCGCGGCCAGCCUCGCACACUCAUCCUCCGCAAGCUGAACCCCAAGCUCACACCCACGAGAGCACCGGGCCCAGGAGCAAUCCGGAAGAUCGAGUGGAAGAGCCUCGCUCAAGAGAAACUUCGCGACCGCAAAGUUGUUCUCCAUACCGAUUCGGCAAAAAGCUAUAAGGCGAAGGUUGACGGGGUGAUCCAUGACAGAGUCGUUCACUGCAAGAAGCGCGUCAAAAUCAACGGCAAGUACCAGUGGACAAGCCCGAAGUAUGUCACCAUGGUAACCCACAAAGUGCCAGGCAGCAACAAGAAAUUGAAGGUCAAAUCAGGCACUCAAAUCAUUGACCGAGCCUGGAGGUUUUUGAAGGACCGCAUCGCCAUCAACCAAAAUGUCAAGGCAGGUUCCAGUCUCUUGCGCGCGAAACUGCGGUCAGCACAAUACGACUACUGGUUUAAGAAUUCCGAUCUUUGGCUGGCGAGCGGCGAGCUUUGUACAGAGGCCCUCAAAAAGUUUUAUGUGUAA
This is a messenger RNA of Symbiodinium sp. CCMP2592, 2934 nucleotides long. Lineage: Eukaryota; Dinophyceae; Suessiales; Symbiodiniaceae. The record is from the annotation of a GenBank genome assembly.